AUGUGCGAGUUUUGGCUCGAAGUUGUCAAAUUCCUAGGACACGUGUCUAAAGACGGAAUUGUUGUGGACAAUAGCAAGGUAGAAGCUGUAUUGGAUUGGAAGCAACCUACGAUAGUAUUUGAAAUUCGAAGCUUCCUGGGAUCGCCCGGCUACUACCAACGGUUCAUUCAAGACUUUUCGAUUCUUGCCAAACCGAUGACAAGACUGACACAAAAGGGAGUUAAAUUUGAGUGGAGCAAGGCUUUUGAAAAUACGUUCCAAGAGUUGAAGAAGAGGCUAACAAGUGCGCCGAUACUUAUCAUUUCGAAGCAAAAUAUAGGUUACACCGUCUAUUGUGGUGCUUCUAAAGAUGGCUUGGACUGUGUUUUGAUGCCAGAUGAAAAAGUUGUUUCUUAA
This is a messenger RNA of Rhododendron vialii, 396 nucleotides long. RefSeq lists its product as uncharacterized. The record is from RefSeq and is a predicted model, not a curated record. The transcript has a single exon. Lineage: Eukaryota; Viridiplantae; Streptophyta; Magnoliopsida; Ericales; Ericaceae. Bases 1 to 396 code for a protein of 131 amino acids.